Molecule: messenger RNA, 5532 nt
Organism: Ilyonectria robusta
Lineage: Eukaryota; Fungi; Ascomycota; Sordariomycetes; Hypocreales; Nectriaceae
Exons: 2
Coding region: 1-5532 (1843 amino acids)
Biological process (GO): intracellular signal transduction; negative regulation of TORC1 signaling; positive regulation of autophagy
Cellular component (GO): GATOR1 complex
Molecular function (GO): GTPase activator activity
Source: RefSeq, a predicted model, not a curated record
AUGUCCCGAAAUGGCAGCGCAAAGAAUCUGGUCCCGCGCAAGGGGCCACACUGGUCACACCUCCGGCAAUUCAGCAGGUCGAGCCUAGAGCGCAUUCCCACCGAGUCCCCCGCCUCGCUCGCCAGUGCCUCGACCCAUUCGACCGUCAAGGAGGAGAAGCGGGCCAAGAUAGAGCGCCGGUGCACGGUCGCCGUGAAUGAGGGGUACUCGAAAGAUGAGGUUUUACUCAACCUGGACCUCGUGGGCGGCGAUGUGAAACCGGGGGCGCUGAUGUGUAUAAUGGCCGUGAAAGAAGACUCUAGGAAACCAUCAACUGGUCAUGGCUCCAGCACCAAGCAGGGCCAAGACCAUAACAGUGGCUCCAAGGGCGCAUCAAUGGCUCAGGGUAACGGUGAUGGCGCCGGCAAUAGCUAUGUAUUUGUCGUGAAGGAUAUGCCCCAGGAAAUGAAGACGCGACAACCCGACGUAGAAGUGUACGUCGUGAAGCACAUUGCAGAUGCCUUCGGGAUGAAGAAGGGUUCGCAAGUUCUCCUAACCAUGGUGGACAAGAAAAACCCAGCACGAAAAGCUUCCCAUGUUGAGCUUACAUUCAAGGACCAAUACUUGUCGAGAUCCGACAUAUGGCGGAUGACAGUUGGGGAGUUGACGGAAAGGACUGUCUACAAGGGCCAAUCCCUCUUGUUUAUGGGCACUAUCAAAGCCCAGAUCACUGCGGUCUAUGCCGAUGGGCUGAGAGUGCAUUCAUCGUUCUUUGCCCGUGACACACGACCCAUCUUCCGGAGCGAGUCGGCCAGAUAUGUUCUCUUUAUUCAAAUGGCUCGCGAAAUGUGGGAGUUCGACUCGGAAAGCUCUGGUGAAAUUAUGUUCAACAAAGUCGUCAAUGGAUUCCUUCCGGCCCUAUUUAAGAGGUGGGCCAUGUUGAAAGCAAAGCAUCUGGUCAGCAUCGUGCUCUUCGCGCGAGUGGAAUACGAUACAGGGUUGAGCGCUGAGUUUGACACCUUGGAAGGAGAUUACUACACCGGCAUCUCACCCUCGGGACUUCGCCGGCCGUACAAGGACUUCUACCGAGUUGUCGUGAGCGAAAUGAGCAGUGGCGAGUGGACAAGAAUUUUGCAUCAGCUUAAAAAGGAGUUCAACUUCUUCCGCAGAGAUAUCAGCCUUGAUCAUCACAAGGUGUUCGCUCAGUCCCAGCAAGGUGGAGGCAGUCAGAUCCCCAAGGACACUCCCACAAACCGAGUCAAGGCGGAAUCUACCAUUUCCAUGUAUGGUAAUGUCCUAGAGGCCAUCAACCUAGCCUCCUCGCAAUUCGCCCACGACCACAUCGACAGAGAUCUAACAAGGACCGGCAUUUCUAUCGCCGUCAUCAGCCCUGGAUCAGGUGUCUUCGAAGUCGACUACGAAACCCUGAGAAGGACAACUGAGGCUUUGGUAGGAAAUGGUAUUGGAAUUGAUCUGAUAUGCAUGCCCAAGAUGCCACUACACUCAGUUCCUCUUUUCAAGUACCGCAACCCCCAAUACUCGGAGGAACGCGGUCAUCCGCAUACUCCCCACCAUUCCGGCCUGUCGAGGUCGUUCCAGAGCCGCGACAGCACGCCAAACCACCCCACCCCCAUCGUCGGCAGCUAUCAGUCAAUGGCGGAGUCAUUCUCGCCCUCCAAGGGAAACAGUUUGACUCGUCGGAUGGACCCCCUGACAUCCAUGGCGAGAGGUGAUGAGUGGUGUUACGCGCUCCCACAGUGGCUUCACGUUUCGUACUGGACUGGGGCUUCUGACGAAGCCCUUUCCUACCAAGGCAUUGCCUUGUCCGUGUCCAACAAGGUUGAGCAGGAUGACGAAAACGACUUCAAUAUUCGAUGUCGAAUGUACGAUUUGCAAAUGAGGAGUCUCCUGGAGACGAAUGAGAUCGAAACAACCCCUCUCCAAGCAGAUACGCAAUUCCCUUCCAACAUCACUGAGCAGCCCCCUUCGCAGAAACAGCGCCAGACUGGAAUCAACGAUGUUGUAUAUAUCCCUAAUCGUCGUGCUCCUGAGGCUCUGUUUGAUUAUGUGUACGGGUUCGCGAGAUUUGUGCCUGACAGAUUAGCAAGACCCGGUGAAAAGUCUGUAUGGAAACAAUUGCAGGAAUUCGAUGACCAGAAAGCUCGUGUUUCUAACAGCCGCCGCCAUCGUCACUCUUCACGGCAUGCCAGGGAUCUGGAUGACAUGACUCGGAGGCAGCUGGCCGAGGAAUCAGGUCUCUAUGGGACUUCGCUUCCUGAGAGGAGAGCAUCCCUGAUAGGGUCAACCUCGAGAAAAAUGUCCAUGAAUAUGGCUGAGGUGGACAGGCCGCUUGUCAUCAACAUCAAGAAGACGCCAGAACCAACUCCCAAGCCCCCAAAGCCUACGACGACGGCAAAGCAGCCGAAACUGAUGAGACAAAUCAGCCUUGGACAGCGUGGUUUUGGUAUCGCCGCACCAAAGGCAGUAGUAGCGGAAAUCAAGGCGGAGACUGUAAAUGCCUCCGGCGUUUCAUCCGCACUCCAGCGAAUGCCGUCCACUCCACGGAUGCGUCCAGAACUUCGCCCGAGUUCUCCGCAAACGAUCACAAGCCAGUCGUCCGCUUUGUCCGCACGCAAGUACCGACUAGAUGCUCCCGAUACUAUCAUCGAAGGAAUCCCAACGACACCAAGCAUCCCUAUCCUGAAGAGGAACAACUCGAACCUCGAAAUCGCCAAUCAAUUGAGGACUGCAUCGAUCGCCCCAUCCCCAUUCAGUGUCCAUCAUGAAAAACCCCAGGAAGAUCGAGACUUACGAUACUCGAAUGCACUCCGAGCCGAGGAUGCCCAAAAGGUGUACACCAAUAAGUUGCGUGCCGGCGUGGUGCCUGAGCUUCCCGCAACACUGUCUCCUACGACAGCCAUCACUCCGUGGCUGACGUUGUUGAAUCCUUCGAAUCCCGAUAAUCAUAUGAUCGAUGACACCAUUCUAUACAGUAGAUGGCAGCAUGUCUUCCCUCAAACCUCACAAAUGAAGGUUCAGAAGUGGAAGGCGCUAUGUUGUCCUGCAUCUGUGCCGUUGACAACUGAGUAUUUCCCAUCAAAGACUCAGUUUGAUACGGAAUACCAGAGGCACCCUUACAACAUCGACCAAAACGGGGAUGAUGAAUUAGCCGAGGAGCCCAAGACGCGCCAGCAGUUUAUUCAAGAGCUCAUUAGUCUACGGUUCUCGCAAGGAUUCCAGGUCGUUGUUGGCCCCGCUGUGGCAAAGGCCUUUGGUCAGAAACUCAUCAAAGUUGGUGACAUCUUCUCUCGCAACCAGCCUCUAGAAGACGGCACCAGCAUCUUCAUGUCAGUCGGCAAUACGAUCCACCAGCUUUCGUGUGUAAAUGGCACAGAGGUCGAGGUGAACAUCUUUAUGCGGAAGCCUACAGAUACCUCAUUCACCCCCCAAAGCUUCUCCCCAAUCUACAAGCCUGCCAUUCGAACACUGUUUGAUGACUCCUAUGAGACGCGAGAAAUCGAUAUGCUCACCGCCCGGCCGGAUCGCAACUGGAACGCCAUCGAUUCGUACAUAGCGGGCCAUCAUGACCAGAUGAUGGAAAGCUUGAGGUUUUGGCGAGCGCGAUUUGUGCUAAUCCCUGUGGUGUCAAAGACUUCAGGGUUGCCGAAGACCCAGAGCGGAGAUAAUGCCGAGGAGGUUCGGAUCGAGGGAAUCAAGCGUCUGGCCCAAUCUUGGCAGAAAAAUCGCUAUAUUCCUCCUUCUGAACGACGGUAUCAUUCUGUGGGCCAUCGCCAACUACGGGACCCUAAUCCAUUGGAUAUUGUGUACAAGACUGAAGACCCAUCCGUGGUCAUCGCCGCCGAGGUCGAAACAUUGCCGCUCGUCGAAGGCCUUGAAGGGGUUACUCGCAAGGGUCAGCUUGUGUUGAGCAAGGAGCGUUUCAAGAAGGCCAACCUGAACCUGGCAACGCUCGCCGACGCGAUGCAACAACCCGUCGAGAAUGGAGGUGUGCGGUUGCAGAACCGACGCUGGCAUCUCCGACUGCAUUACGCUUGCUUCAUCGGAUCCGAUAUGACAACCUGGUUGCUGGAUAAUUUUGAGGAUCUUGAGACCCGUGAAGACGCGGAAGAUUUUGGUAACGCCCUAAUGGUGUCUGACGAGAACAAAGAUAAGGAGAAGGAGAAAGGACUGUUUGUUCACGUUGAAAAGAGGCACCAGUUCCGCGACGGCAACUACUUCUACCAGGUUGCCAAUGAGUUCGCAAAGCCACACUCUGGCUGGUUCAACUCACGACGUGCUGCUGGUGUCCCGCCCACGCCGAUCCUCGAGCCAACGAGCCGAGAUUCGCCGCGGAGUCUCAUCGCACGCCCUACUUCGAUCAAUGAAGAGAACUCGCCCGCCUCAACGUCAACGACUCCCACCAUGAUGCUGUCUCACAACGCCAAGCGCCCGAGAGUGGUGCUGAGCAAGGUCAUCAAGUAUGACGUGGAUCACCGCAAGCGGUCCUACCGGCCGGAACGGAUCGACUUGCACUACGACCGCCUACACAAUCCCGACAGCUGUUUCCACAUCAGAAUCGACUGGAUGAACAUCACGGCCAAGUUGGUCGAGGACGCUGUGGAGAUGUGGGCGCGCGAGGCGAGCCAGUACGGCCUCCGCCUCGUCGAGGUGCCCAUCAGGGAGGCCUGCGCCAUCACCGAGACGAACCCCUUCCGCAAACCAUUCUUGGUCAGGUUGGCCGCGAAGCCGCCCGAGAAGAAGCCCGAGACGUACUUGGACCCCAGCUCGCUCGGCCCGCAGACAUCGCCCAUCAAACACUUCUACCAGGUGGCCAUCCUCAAGCGCUUCGACUUUGUGCUCGACGUCGAAGCUGCGGGCAACUUCCCCAGCAACGUCGACGUCAGCUACUCUUGGGGCAAGCCCGACUUCAAAUACAGCCAAUACAUCCACCGCUCCGGGCUACUCCUCGCGCAGAUCACCGACGACGGGGACUUCCUGCUGUUGGCCAACCGCCUCUACACGAACCGGCCCAGCAACCCGCGCGACAAGGAGAUGCGCGCCGCCGCCGCCUCGGACCCGCCGCCGCUCAACGACCGCUCCGGUCGCAUGUCAUAUUCAUCCUACGGCAUCCCCGCCGACACCUCCUCCGGGCCGCUCCCGUCGCCUCUGCUCAAGCCCGCCCCCUAUUACUACCAGUCACCCGCCCUGAAGCCGAUCGACCAGCCCAGCAAGGCCACACCGCUCAUGUCGCCGAACCCAGAGUAUCUCAAGUCGGGCUUCGAGGAGUUCUGCGGAGACGCCUCUGGUCUUGAAGCCUUCUACCGCGAUGCCUUGGAGAAAGGCCAGGGCAUCCAGGGCACGCCUGCCACGGCCAUCGCGCCGAGCGUCCUCGAGGCUGUGCCUGAAGCGAGCAUCCCAAUGCUAGGCCUGCCACCGGGCGUGCUCGGCGGCAGUGAUAAUGGUCCUGCCAAGCGUCUCAACAGUCCCAUGUCCUUCUUGCGUAGGGGCAGCGUACAGUACGAUGGUGGGUCAAGUUUGAGCGGGCGUGGAUGA